GGUUCCCAGCACUCGUCGCAGCCGAGCCACUGCUUUGCACUCAAAUGAUAUCGAGACUAUUAGUCACCUGCGAUGGGAACUUCGUGGCUAUAUUCUGAGAGCUCAACGCAAUGGUUGGGUCGACUGGUUGGAUAUAUAUAUAUAUAUGUCUUCGUCGCCGCUUUUCCCCCUGAAUCGUAACAACCUUUCCCCUUCUACCAUGCCUAUGGAAUUUAAAGGUACACGGAAGAAGCGGAGUGCUUUAGACACCACCUCAUCUCGCCCCGAGGGGGACCAUCGCAAACGUCGCCGAAACCGCACCACGCAGUCUUGUCUAAAUUGUCAUACGUCCAAGCGCAUGUGUGACCGGAAACGCCCCUGCGGUCGCUGCACACAGCUGGGUCUCACAGGGUUAUGUGUCUACGAGGUUGACGACCCAAGUCGACGAAGCGAUGCUCAAGACGAAAGCUCCCAGCUCCGCAAACGGGUUGCUGAACUUGAGGCUGUCAUCCGUGAGCUGAAAAAUAAGCCCCACCCUCGCUGGGCGCAGAGCGGUUCCACCGUGAGCGAAGAAUCCGAGAAGCGGCACACGCGGGCUCUGUCCGACCCACCAUCCGCAAGUCCGCAGACGCAGUCUUGUCAAAGAUCAGAUACGACUGAGCAGGAAACGACUGAGCCGAAGCAGGGGCCUUUUCCAAGAGAAUUCCCAUUCCAGAAAGAUGGUUUUGUGUUUCCUCAAGGGGAAUGCCUGGAUGACACUGUCUUGAAUUUUGGUCUUGGUUUGCCAUUCGGUCCUCCGUCUUCACUCAUCAUGAUUCCGAUGGAUGAGCACACCCAGUCACACGCCGCAGUCAGCGGUGAGCACCAACCGUCCGGCGACUCAGAUUUAGCCUCCAUCUUUACAUCGUACCCUGGUUUGGUGAGUUGCGAUGUCAGUCUGGGAUUAGAUGGGCGACAUUACAGUGACUCCCACGUUUCAAAACCAAAUAAUUCCUCCCGGAUCUCCGACAGCCACUGUGGCUGUCUUAACGAAACUACGUACUAUACCCCAGUACUAGAGCUCUCUCUUUGGCUGAGAAAAGUAGCAGAAGUGCUAAGCCAUUCAAGUAACCAUCGGAUUGGUGCAACGAGCUGUGCACUUAAUCAAAGAAUUAGCGACCUCGACCAUUUUGUCAUCACGGCACUCACUGGGACGACCAAUCUUCCAAAUCAACAAGCCAGACCAUCUUUGGACUCGCGUGCUGGUCCUCCCGCUGGCACAUGGGUUCACACUGUGCCACCUUCUUUCCCGGUGAAUAGCUGCCCUCUCAACGUAUCACCAUCGACAAUAUCCCCUCAAUCACUGCACGACUUUCGGCUACGGGACAUUUCAUCAGCACUUCCCAAUUCAUCCUCCGUUGUUGCUGAUUCUAUCAUGCCUUGGGAACCCAUACGAUGUAGCUGAGUAUCUACAAUAAUAUAGAGUAACGUGCAUGGAUUUAAAAGAACCAACCCUCCUACUAGUGUCUGUGCUUGGUCGGUAGCUUACUAACAUUCAACCAC
This is a messenger RNA of Pisolithus orientalis, 1521 nucleotides long. RefSeq lists its product as uncharacterized. Gene Ontology annotation, biological process: regulation of DNA-templated transcription. The transcript has 6 exons. Bases 146 to 1423 code for a protein of 425 amino acids. Gene Ontology annotation, molecular function: zinc ion binding; DNA-binding transcription factor activity, RNA polymerase II-specific. NCBI's taxonomy places the organism in Eukaryota, Fungi, Basidiomycota, Agaricomycetes, Boletales, Pisolithaceae. The record is from RefSeq and is a predicted model, not a curated record.